This is a messenger RNA of Papaver somniferum (opium poppy), 705 nucleotides long. RefSeq lists its product as uncharacterized. Gene Ontology annotation, molecular function: zinc ion binding; nucleic acid binding. The transcript has a single exon. The record is from RefSeq and is a predicted model, not a curated record. Lineage: Eukaryota; Viridiplantae; Streptophyta; Magnoliopsida; Ranunculales; Papaveraceae. Bases 1 to 705 code for a protein of 234 amino acids.
AUGCAUCUGCUCUUGCAAGAAUUCAAGAGUGUAAGUGCAUAUAAUUCAACACGUUUUCAAAUUGUCUCUCGUUUAAAACUAUGCGGCGAAACAGUUACUGAAGUUGAUCUUUUGGAGAAGACUUACUCUACAUUUCAUGCUUCAAACAUUUUGCUUCAACAACAAUAUCGUGAAAGGCAGUUUAAGAAAUAUUCCGAGCUUAUCUCUUGCUUUCUAGUAGCUGGGCAGAAUAAUGAGUUAUUACUCAAGAACCAUCAAAGUCACCCAGCAGGUUCAAUAGUUGCUCCAGAGAUGAAUGCUACAAAAAGUCGUGGCAAUGCUACUGAAAAUCGUGGAAAAGGACACGAACGUUGGUUAGGUCCUAAAAAGCCCAACAACAAGAAGAAGGCUGGUAAUAAUUCUCAUUAUCAGAAGGGAAAGAAGAACGUGUUUCCAAAACACAAAGGCAAAAGAUCGCAAAGCCACUCAAAGCACCAUGAAUCUGUUUGCCACCGCUGUGGUUCACCAGGUCACUGGGAAAAUGUUUGUCGUACUGCAAAGCACCUUGUUGAUCUUUGUCAGUCGUCUAUUAAAGGAAAAGAGAAGGCUGAAACCAAUUUUUCCCAAUAUGACAUAGGAAUGGAUAUUGCCCAUCUUGAUAUUUCUGACUUCAAGAAUAAUGGAAAUGAGAUUGAAGACAUGGAUUCCUUCCUCAAGGAUAUAUGA